AUGGACGACGGAGAACUCGAUUUCCCGAGCGAUGAAAUGCUGUCUUGCCUGGACUUAACAAACACGCAGAACAGCUGUUCAUUCGACAUAGACGAGUUCUUGGGCCGAACCCAAUCCUGCAAUGAUGCAUUGGGCCGUACAGAGGCCUACACCGAUGUAAUGGGCCGGACUCAGGCCUGCACCCAUGCCCAUGCCUGCAACCCAUCCGGGCCCGAUAAGUCCCACACUCACACUUGCAUCCAUGUCCACACCCAAAUCAUGCCCUCUUCCAGCGAGAACCCGCCAAGUGAUGACACGGCCGAGUCAAUCGAGAAAAAGGGCAAAAAACGGCCUUUGGGCAACCGUGAAGCUGUAAGAAAGUACAGAGAGAAGAAAAAAGCUAGGGCUGCUUCUUUAGAAGAUGAGGUUGUGAGACUUCGGGCCAUUAACCAGCAGUUGAUGAAAAGGCUUCAGGGACAGGCUCUGCUAGAGGCUGAGAUUGCUAGGCUUAAGUGCUUGCUGGUGGAUAUCAGGGGAAGGAUCGAAGGGGAAAUCGGGUCUUUUCCUUACCAGAAGCCGAAUAAAGCUGGGGAUAUUUAUCAGAGUAUGGCUACUCUAAAUGGGGCUGGUACUUAUGUGAUGAACCCUUGUAAUAUGCAAAGUAGUGAGCAGCUGUAUUGCCUGCAAUCAGAGAAUGCAGUCGGUGGUCAGGGCCUCGGGGGGGACUGUGGUUUUGAUACUGGGCAGUGUUUGGGGAAUCAGAACAUUGAUCAUAAGGAGCUUGCUGAGUGUGGGAUUGGAGAUUGUGUUGGCAAUGCUAAUGCUUCCGGAAAGAGUAAGAGAAAAGGUGUUUCCCGCUAG
This is a messenger RNA of Striga hermonthica, 840 nucleotides long. The record is from the annotation of a GenBank genome assembly. Lineage: Eukaryota; Viridiplantae; Streptophyta; Magnoliopsida; Lamiales; Orobanchaceae.